GUAUGAACCUCCAAACUGUGCUAAGUACCUACGCAAGUUCCUCCAACUCUUGCAUGAUUCAUUUGUUAUGUUAUCGUCGAGUUUUCAUUGUCUGAGAACAGUAAUUGAUACAUCAUGCUGAUCAGAAGAUUACUUCCACGACUAACUGCGAUUAUACCCGUACGUACGACAAAUUCAUCUCCGCAUCGCAGAAUGCAAACAUGGUCAAUCGUGAAGCAGACAAAGUAUAUGUAUUGUAGCAGACCAGAGAGCCAAAUAGACACUAAAACAUGGUUAUGUUGGAAUUGCAAGGCUCUAAUUACAUCAGCAAUCGAAUUUUUCUGUCCAUCGUGUAAUAUUAUCCAACGUCCAUUAAAGAAGACCACUUAUUUUGAGAUCAUGGACAGGUGAGCAUAGUUAAGUGUUGGAAUAUAAAAUAACAGACACAACCUGGAGAGAAACAUACGCUAGCAGGGAAGGUGCGUACUUUAACGCGAGAGGGGUAAGCCUUAUGUGACGUUCUAGAAUAAAAUGAUGGUUAACAAUUCAGAACGAGGCCCUGUUGUGGACCAGUCAAUGUAAUGCCCCCUCCCCUCUCCCCCUCCCCUGUCCUCUCGGCCUCCCCCCUCCCGGCAGUGACAUAGCGGGGAAUUUGCAAAAAUUUGGCUUUUCUGCAGAUAUCAGGGACUUUCAUGAGAUUUACACACUACAGACUUGCCAACCUCCAAAAGGAUAAAAAAGUGAGAUUCUGAACCUACUGCGGGGAAAAGUUGUGAGAAAUGGGUAAAAAGCCGUGAGAUGUCACAAAUUUCCAAGCGGAAGGACUUGCAGUGGGGAUUAUAGGUAUUCAGUGGCGGAUCCAGGAAAGGGGCCCAGGGAGCCCUCCCCUCCCCUCCCUUAUUUUUAGACCAAACUGAGGCUUCAGGGCAGAAAAACGUAAUGAGCAUGCGUGAACUUUUUUGCCCAGAUCCCCUGGCUGGGUUUGAAAAAAUGGCGGGAUUUCAAAUAUUUUAUUGCCUAAAAAUAAAAUGCUUCCACUCAUAACCUGGAAAGAACAGGCAAUUUGUCUUCAAAAGUUCCAAGCUGUGGUUAUAACCUUGUCGUUACUUAAUUUUCUUGAAGAAUACCUCAUAGUAAAACGGACUUUAACAACAUUAAUUUCCUUGAGUUGUACUGAAAAUGUGCAUGCGUAGGUCCGAUUUUUUUCAAGAUGCAUUCACAAAAUGUGUUCAUAUAAGGAAGUUCCUGGAUAUAUAAGGUCCGGAGCUCCACUGUAGACACAAAAACAACAUAUCUUUGGACAGUCAUUUGCCCCAAAAAAUUAACGCUUGCCCACAAUGUGUUUGAAGUCACUGAACUUUGUCGCACUCGAGCUGAUAUUUUAAAACCCUCGCUCGAUCGGACACUCGUAGUUUCGCGGAUCACUAAAAUCUAAACAAAAUCCUCGAUGUAGAAGUUAUUGCGUUGAUAUGUGGGCAGAAAAAAGGUCAAUCUUUAUCAAGUAAAAUCUUCCUAAAAAUCGGUUUCAAAGCAACUAUAGUAUUGUACUUGCUCGUUUCACGCAGAUAUAUAAAUUUUGCUUUGUGUUGUCAAGUUCAUAAACACGCAUAACAUCUGUCAAAAACCUACGCGUAAGUAGGGUUUCCUUCAAACAAAGUUAAAGUUACAUUAUUUCAAAAACUUCUUGCUGACAAUGAAUAAAUGAAUUUUCUGUGCGAAAACAACGUACCUAAAGAUCUUAAAAGCAAAAGAUCAGUUGCAAUUUGGCAGCCAAGCCAUGAUUCACCAUUUAGCUAUUUUCAAUAAGGUUAACUGGUCCAUGCGAAGGUCUUCGUUUAAGCAUAUUAAACUCAGCCGAUCUUUAGAAAAUACAGAAAAUUGCACAUAAGGGUUUGUUUUGCUCGCCUUAGUCAAAUCAAGCUGCAGCAAUUGUUUACAGGAAAAGAGUCAAUUGUUUUGAAGUCACUGCCGGCAGUUGUUGUUCUCUAUUUUACCUCGAGUGAAAAGGACAAUUUGCGUACAGAAAGUUAUUCUUAUAAAGAACAGAAACUUUCACGGUGCACUGGAAAACAAAACUAUGUAAUGAAAAAUGAAAAAAACUCUGACUAUUAUUACUUGAGCAACAGAAAAAAAAUGACCUUGAGUAAGUUUGGUGGCCUUCUAUUUCCGCGAAAGUUUAAUAAAAGCACACAAGUUUGUUCACUCUGAUGUGUUAUAACAGCAAUAUGGUUCUUUGACUGAAGACAAAGAUAAAGCUGGUUCUGCAAAGGUAAUAAAUCUGGGCAUGUAAAAAAAGUAACCGUUACUACUAAUAACAGAAUACAAGCGGGUUUAAUUCAACCCGGCGAAAUCAACUGAUAAAUUAAUCGGAUGCACAAUCAGAAAAAUACUUGCCUCUUAAGAAAUGUUCAAAACCUUUUAUUCCACCUCAGACUGACGGAAUGAUCCGUUUUUCCUUUAACAUUGGUUGUUCUGAAUCCAAAGUAAUUUUCAAGCACCAAAAAAAAAGCAAACAUGUCAAAUAAAAAUGCUUCACAGGGAGCAAACGUUCUCACCUUGUGCAUUUCACUGAGAACUCCAGCAACAAACAAGCACAAUCAACACACAGAAAAAGGCUGCCUUGAGCCUGCGAUAAGGAAUGCGCAGAAGCUUGCGCAGAACGUUUUUCCGCCCUGAAAACUGAGGCCCAAAGGGCUGAAAAAUUGUUUUUUUGGAGACCACGCUCCCCCCUUUUCUAAGGGUCUGGAUGUAUGCCCCCCCCCCAUCUGCCCAAUCAUGAGACUUGGCAAGUCUGACACUAUCCAAGAUCAGUGGGGGAGCUUACUGAGGUUGGGGGGGGGGUUAACUGAGGUGGACUGGGUCAAGACCCUAUUAAAUGGAUGUACAGCUAGUGGGCAGAAUUUGAACGAUUCACUGUAGCCUGUGUUUAACAUGUUUUUUCAAAAGGAGCAGGGUCAUUCAUUUCAAUUAUAACCUUUUGCCUUUAGGUAACAUGCCUACACCCCUGGGACCAGUUAAACUUUUUCUUUGAAAAAAAAAAUUGCCUUCUGCAUAUCCCAGAAAUUCAAAAGCUUUAACUUAGCUUCAAGAACAAUAGCUGGCAUAGUACUUACUCUUAAUACUGCAGUAUCCCUUUCAUGCGAGAUCUCUAUUUAGUUAGUACCUAUUAUUAAGUCAAUCCUUCAACGGUCUGAGGAAAUAUUAUUAUGAUCUAUGCAAAGUACAAACUUGAAGAUGUUAUGCAGUGUUAGUUGUUUUUGGUGAUAGUCAAAUUUUGUGAUGCUGGACAUUAAUAGAUAAAUUCUUCCUUUUGACAUUUUCUAGCCCCAAGACAUUUGAUGUCGACACAGUUCAGUUGAAUGACAAGUAUAAAGAACUACAGUGGAAACUCCAUCCAGAUAAAUUUAGCGAUGUUUCUGAGGUAUAGUUUACAAGUAACUUUACAAGUAGCUUUACCAGAGAGAAUGAGAUUUUUUAAGUAUUGUAAGUCUUGGUCAAUGACUAAUGAUCUUAUCGCUUUUAUGGCCAUGAUUGAUUAUCAUGAUUUUUAUUACACAGUAAAAGAUUAAUUUGCUAAUUUGUCACUUUGACGUUGCCCUCAAUUUACCUUGUUUACACUCCAAAUGUUUGGACAAGAUAUCAGAUAUCACAGUCAUCCCAAGAUUGAUUGAAAACAGUGCGUAUGCAAAAUUUUAGGGGGCUAGAGGAGGUGCACUAGUACAGAAAGGGUGAAAGGGCAAAUGUUGAUCAUAGAUAUUGAUUAUUGAUCAUCAGUGAUGAGGAUGAUGAUGAUGAUGAUGAUGAUAAUGUUGAUAAGGGUGAUUGACUGGUGAGGAUGAUUGAUAAGAUUGAUGAUUGUUGUUGCUGAUGAUGAUGGUGAUGAUAAUUUGAUCAUGUUUUAUAACAAACUAAAUAAAAAACAAUAGACUGACAGUGCCUUUACAACAUGUGACAGGAGGAGAAAAAGAUUUCUGAGGAACAGUCAUCAAGAGUAAAUGAAGCUUAUGUAACUUUAUUAAAGCCGCUCAGCAGAGGAUUGUAUCUUGUAAGUCUUUCACUUUGGAAGAAGCAUCUCAUGUAUAAUAAAUUGUACAGGUCAAAUUUGAUUUCAGGUUUAAAUGUUUUAACUUAGGUUGAUCCUCAACUUCCUUUGUCUUUUACAGCUAGAAGACAAAGAUAACUGAGAAUCAAGCUACAAUCUUGGAUGAAAAAUUAAGAAUUUUGCACUUUCUCACCCACAGGACACCCACCCGAUCAAUUUGGUACCACUAUUAGCCCUCCCCCCACCCCACCCUAGUCCAUGUCAUUCAAUCUGGGGCAGAAAUGAUGUGGGAGGUAGGGGAGUUGUUUAUAAUAGCCUUGUGCUUUAAACAGCUUUAUCUUGAAAUUAGACAUGACAAUGUCCAUUUUUCUUAACAUUUUUGUCCAAGAUUGUAGAUUAAAUCAAAAUUAACUUGAAAUCAAAUUUGACCUGUUAUGGUCUAGUUUGAUCUGUAAAGCUGUUUUUUGAAGCAAAAUCAUUCGCCUACUCCUUUCUUUUGAUAAAGAAGUUUCUGUGAUGGCCAACAAAGUUAAUGACUGUACAAUGGUACGCAGGGUUUUUAUUAAGAAUUCUAGUAGCAGGAGGAAGGUGUAACAUUACAGGAGAAUAUUUUGAAAGAGGCUCCAAAUUUGAAUAAAAAUUGUCAUAGGCUACCAAACGUUAGCCAGAGAAUUCUGUGUAGUAAACAGAGAAUUCUCCGAUCUCCGAUGCCUAGUGAACACCCUGGGUACAUAUUUUAAUGUUAUUCCUUUACCACUUUGAAUUUUUAUUUUGUUUCCUCUAAUCUGCUGUAUUUUUUAUUUUUAUCUUAUUAGUCAGUUUUCACACAGCUUUCACUUCAGCCAACAUGUAACCAUUCCAUGACAGUUUCUCUAAAUGUUACCUGUGAAGCUGGGGUAAAAUAAAACUGCCUCUUUUCUUAUAGCUAAAUUUACAUGGUGAACAUGUCACUGAAAGUGAAGCAACAUCCACAGAUGGUGAAUUUUUGGCAGCAAUAAUGGAAAAGUAUGAACAAAUUUCAUCUUCAUCUGAGGAGAGAUUAGAGGAAAUCCAGAAGGAAAAUAAUGGUGGGUGUUAAGUGGAAUGAAAACUUUAUUUUCUUUUUCUCUUCAUUAAUUUACAAUAAGUAAAACCCCCAGGGGUAGUCUUAUAUUUUUGCCUAUAUAGGUAUUUUCGUUGAACUUCACUAUUUAGUGCCUUGAACAGGAUAUCUUUCUGGACCAUAAAAAAUAUUCUUUUAAAAGAGUGUGAUGGCACCAAAAAGACUUUUUCCAUGAUGCUACUUUGAAAAGGUAGUUAAUUCCGUAACACAAAAUGUAAUGAGUCAGGAUCAUAAAAUAAGGUCGCUUGUCUUAAACAGGGUAUUGGGGAGAAACAUUUCUGUCUCAAACAGGGUCAGAGCACACCUCUACACACUUCCCUUAGGUAACCCCCCCCCUCCCUGGUAAAACCACUAUUAGUAUUACCAGGAUCAUAAACUUAGUUUAACAACAUACAAGAAAAGUGUGCAUUGCAUGCAUUUACGUCAAUGGUGAGUGAGCAGUGGAUGACUGAUUCUAAUUUCCUGUGAAUUUCCAAAUUUUAGAACACCUGGAGAAGUGUAUUCAAGACAUCUCAGAUGCAUUUGCACAAGGUAAUGACCGAAGUUACAUUUACAUAUGGAGACCGUGUUAAACUUGAUUGUUAUAUACUGUUUAUUCAUUUUAUUGUGUCUGUUUUGCAGUCUUGAUAUUUUAUGUUGUUUUCCCAAAGAGUUUGUUUGAGAGUAACUUACGGAAUUAAUGCUAAGCUGUGUGGUCUAGAAUCCUUAGACGUUCUGUUUUUUUUUUUUUUAUUUUAUCUUGCAAAAUCAAUUGCCGAGUUAUGCUUUUAAGAGUCUCAUUUCUUCAUACAGAAAUGAUAAUUUCUUUAAUUACUGUAUAUCCUAGCAAGGACCAAGGACCACGAUCUCUCCAAGGCUUUUGUCCUUUUAAACAAUCUUAGGCUGGGUUGGAGGCUGGGUCACUAUUGGACCGAUAGAUGUGGCCAUUUAUUGAUAUAUUUAGACCAGCCCUUCUUAUUCAUCCAUUUAGCCUAAACAGACACCCACUCAUUCACAUCACAUUUUCUGGGAAUAUCCAACUUUUUUCAGGUGAUAUACAGACAGCUCGGCAGGAAGUGAUCAAGCUGAAUUAUUACAACAACGUGGCAGAAUAUAUCAGGAAUCAAGGAGAUUGGAGUUAACAGAACAGAAAAUUUGUGCUGUAGAUGAAGAGGAAUCAAAGAGGGGAGGGUCUAUUCCUGACCAAAACACUGCGACAACAAUAAUAUCUCCAGCCAGAAAGAAUAUCUCCUUAAUCCCUUUUCAGUGCAAAAAGAAUAGGAGAUAAUUUAAUGGAAUGUUCUUCUCCCGAAAAACUGCAAAAGCUCCAUCAGUACUGACUGACCAAACCAUGAUGAAACACUUGGAAAAACGGGUUGAUCAUCGCUGCUGUGUUUUCGCCAGCCAUGGAAGGAUAUUUCCUUAUAAAAAGGGGACAAUUAAGUGUUCUUUUCCCUUCCUAACCAUGGCAACAGAGGACAGUACAGAAUAUAACUUACGAAAGUAUACAUUUGACUUGUUGCUAUUUGAAGUUCAAAGACUGUGUAUAGCCAGUGGGUAGUACUCCUUGACUGCUACUUUUUUCUUUGGUAUGUGGCCCGAGAUCAGGGCUUCCGGUUGUUCAAUUUGUUUCUCGCUUUUUCUGUUUUGUAGCUGUUGUCACUCUGUUUGUCCUAUCUUCUUUUGGUUUUUGUUGUACUCUUAAGAGAUUCAUCCAGUGGAUAGUGUUGUUAGUCCACCUUUCAAACAACUGGGCCCAGGUCUAAUGGGUCUAAUUUGGCCCUGGCCAAAUGCAGUGGCACAUCCAGCCCCCCCCCCCCCUCAUUUUUAGAAAGAAAAGUUUUUGAGACCGCCCCCCAUCUCAGGGUCUGGAUUACCGGGCCUCACCCUUACCUGAAGGCCUGUAUCCGCCACUGAAAUUUUCAUGUGCUGCAUCAAACACGAGAUAGAUUGUCUCAUCAAAUAUAAAACACUGCAAAGACAGUUGAACACAGGACAGGUUACCCGGGUAUCUUUGCCAACUCUUAGGCGUUUGUUAUUGUAAUGAAAUACUUGUGGCGAGUGUUAGUUACAACUUCUCGAAAGAAUAGAUGCCGGUAAGGGCCCUUUGUAGAAUCAUUUAACAUCCGGCAAUAGGCAAGUUUAUCUUUUUAAUUGCCGCAUUGAAAAGUUCUCAAGAAUGAGGGAAACUACAAAGACCUUAAUAAAGUAGUUGUAAUAAAAGUUAACUACAGGUGUAAAUGUUUUAUCAUUUAAUUUAGAGGCAAUGUUUCUGUAAAAACUGGGCUCCCCGGCGUUGCGUUUGUCGUUGUUGUUGGUACAUAUUACUCAAUACUGUAAAGCAAGGUUUAUCUUUGAGACGUCAGUUUCAUGUUACACGGCUAAAGAGAAUACGAAUUCGUACGCAACAUUGCAAUGGCAAUUGCUCAGUUCAGAGACGUAGCAAGCUCUGCGCAUGUACGCACUAAGCAAAUGAAAAGAAAGAAAUAUCAAAGACGGGGAAAAGCAGUGGCUGAAAAACCAUUAUAAUUAUUGCAAGUUAUGUUACUUGAAAAGUCGUAUUUAACUGGGACAAAACCCUUUGCAGCUCAGUUGCGACUGGAUAACACGGGUGAUUUUUUUGGCUAACCACGGAAGGCAGCAGUGCGAAACCAAAGCCACCGCAGAAUAGCACGACGAGAUUCGUGCAGUGAAUCCCCACAGGGAUGUUGUUGGAAAUCCCGGAGGGAAUCCCAACAGAGCUAAGACGUUCCCUCCGGGAGGGUGCUCCUACUAAUAACCUAUACGGGGUGGCUCCACCCGAAAGGGGUACCUUUCUCAAGCUUUCAGGGUAUGUAUAAGGAUUUCACUAGUAUAUGUAAGGAAAGGGACUCUGUUAUUGCAGUCUGAGAAAGGACCUAAAGAAUCUAGCAGGUGCAUUUUAUGGCUGUGAAAAAAGGAUAAGAAAACUUCCUGAUUUAGUAAUUAAUUCAUAUUUAACAGACGGUGCAUUUACAGCCGUCUAGAGGGAUGCAGUGUUGUUAACUAGUAUCUGAGAGGGGCACCAUUUGUUAAUAAAAGGUAUACGAAAGGGGUACCUUUACUGUCGAAAAUGGUAUAUAAAAGGGUAACGGGUUGGACCUCGGCUCUAAGAAUUAAUUACCAUUCCAUCCAAUUGUUUGCAGCUUUACUGUACUAAUAAUCUAAAACAAAGUGGGUGGGGACUCACGUAUGAAAAUGACGGGUAUGCUCGUCGGAAAAUUAGAAUUCAACCCUAAAGGAGAGAAAUCUGGGAGUGGCUAAGGAUUUAUUUGACCCCAAAAGGAGACCACACUCCAACAAAGUAUGCCGGUAUUUGUAGUUUGAUUUACAGUGUAGGUAUUUCUUCAGCAGUGUCCCCUAUUAGAAGACCAGGCCGGUUAGAAGAUUUCGUGACAUCGUCAUCAAUUCAUCAUCAUCCUCAUCACCCUAAGCGAUACCGUUUAUAUGUAAAAAUAUUGGCUUACCUUCCUAAACAUCCAAAAUGAGACCAAAAUGUGCAAUUUCUACCCCCAGGCGAGACAAAUAACAUCCCAGUCGAUUUUCAUAUGGGAGUUUCCCCACCUUCGGGCCGGCCGUGCGUUUAACAUACCGUGUGUAAUUGACAGACGCACCACCCAGCUCGAGCUCAUUACAGUAUAACGGAAAAAGCGCGCGCAUUAAUUACUAAAACACUUAGUUUAUAGGAGAGCUCUGAAAUUUCCCUACAUCUCGUUGAAAACGUAAACAGCUCGAAACAGACCAACGAAGAUGUGAACGUCUGAGUCAAGGUCUUUCGCUUUCUUUCCUCUUUGCAAGAUCUUACCUUCCAAAACACCAUGAAACAUGAGAUAAUUGAUUGACUGAUUAUGACGUAAGGAAAAGAAUUCUCAAAGGAGCUAUGUCUAUUUUGUAGCUGGAAAUGUAUAUAUUCGAUAUUUGUUUCAUUUUUCGCAGGUUUACGCCUUAAAAUGUACCAUGGGUUGUGCUCCAAGUUAUCCUAUUGCAAGAAGCCCAGUAAUCUACGAGCCUAACGCAUAUUUCAAUAUAACAGGUUAGAACAAUCUAAUCUAAAAAAUUCCUCUUUGGAAGCAGCUGCAAAUCAUCGAGUUUACAAAGUAUUUGUAUGAUUAUGGCAUUUCUAAAUUCUAGACAGCAUACGCAAUGCCCGAAACUGUAGUGUUCAUAACUGAAGUCAUUCAAUUCAUUUUUAAAGCUAACUCCUUUUUUACGGUAAACAAAAAGUCAUUUCAUUUUACAGGAACAAGGAAAACACACGGUGAAUCAGAACUGAAGAACACAGAAUUUCAGAAAAUUCAGGAGCAAUAUUGGCAUAAGCUACUCGAAGAAAGGAGAAAGUCCGCGAAUAACAGAAGAAGGUUUCAAGGUAGCGUUUCAUUUCUUCCGUCAAAUUAUUCACUUCUGUACAUGCCAAACAUUUACCCAUGUAUCUUUUCAUAUGCCCGGGGUUUUAUUCAACCCAACAAAAGUGGCAACAAUACGUCCUUAACUAUAGAUAACUAUAACGUUUUGUUCCUUCUUUUUUUUUUGACAGAAAUGGGUGAAAAAGAUUUCCGAUCCUUAAUAGAAGAAUUUCCAGAUUUUAAUGAGAGUGAUAUAGUGGAUUUAAGAUUACAAUUCCAGACGUUUGACCUUAAUCAAGAUGGAAUAAUCGAUUUUCAAGAAUUGUAAGUAUAGAGAAGAAUAAAUUUGCUGUUGUGUCCUCAGUAACGAUUCAGUGCAGAUUUGGGUAAACUUGUUCUGCUCCGGCCUUUUCACUAAGGGGCUUGCAAAGACCACGCCCUAACAAUCCGCAUAUAGAUACUCAAGGUGUCCAAGGUGAACGGGGAAUACGGAACGGUAACACGGCCGAUGGGGCUUCUGGAUUGGUAUCGAAAUCCCCAGAGGUAAACUUCACAAGUCCCUGUGGGCUUAAUCUAAGAAUGUUUUUUUGUUGUUGUUGUUUAUAUAUAGAAAAUAAAUUCAUAUCCCUCUCCGCAUAAUCCAUAUUUAGGUUUGCAAUUGGUUAAAAUGUCAGACAAGUUAGUGUACUUUGAUUCAUAAAAAUGUAACGAAAUUUUGUUAGUGAAUCAUGGUAACCUCAACCCUAUUGACACGUUUUACUUUUGUGUUUUAGAAUGCAAGUUCUUGACGACCUUGGUGACAGAUCAGAGCCCGCCACAAGGGAGCAGUAUUUUAAUGAAAUUGAUAAAGACAGAUCCGGUGCGAUCGAUUUUGAAGAAUUUUUAGCGGUAAGAACUAGGUGUCCGAGUAACGCAUACAUCGAGUUUCGGCAAGCAAAGAAAUACAUUACAUUCUAUAGUUCUUGGACGUCUUUCCUUUUUGCCAAAGAGAGCUACCUGUUGAUUAUAAUAUGUAUUCUAUACAGUUGCAGCUUUUGAUACGUGUCCUUACUUCGUGAGUAACCGCUAUAUUCAUUGACACGAAAAUAAGAUUAUCAUCAUCAUCAUUUUUUUAUUUCAUUUCAACAUCAACUCUGAACAAGUCGUUGGUUACUUCAAGACUUAAGCAAUUUCAGAUUACCCUAAAAUGUUUGAAUUGUUUACUAGUUACUACAACCGUUCAACAAACGUCCAGCCUUAAGAAAAAGAUCAUAGAGAUUUUAUUUUUCAUUAAGUUACUCUCAUUAUUACUUUAGGACUCUUCUCCAUGAAAUGCUGUUAAUUUAUUGUAUAUCGUGUUUUAGUAAGCCAAGUAAAGGACUGAUGAUGAUGACGAUGAUGAUAAUGAUAAUAAAAAUGAUUUUGAUGAUGAUGAUGGUGAUGAUGAUGGUGAUGAUGACGCUGAUAAUAAUGAUGAUGACGACUUAGCCUUUUUUGUCCUUUCAGCUUAUCCACCAACUUCGAAAGACGUCCUUUGAUAAAGAUGAAUUAGGACAGAUAGGCAGUCUGUGCAAACGAGGCACCGAUAACAUUCAGCGCGUCAGAAAGCUUAGUGUGGCCAAACAAAUGCUCACGGGACUGUUUUAA
Molecule: messenger RNA, 11089 nt
Organism: Porites lobata
Lineage: Eukaryota; Metazoa; Cnidaria; Anthozoa; Scleractinia; Poritidae
Source: the annotation of a GenBank genome assembly